This is a messenger RNA of Psylliodes chrysocephalus, 1254 nucleotides long. Lineage: Eukaryota; Metazoa; Arthropoda; Insecta; Coleoptera; Chrysomelidae. The record is from the annotation of a GenBank genome assembly.
AUGGACAACAAUAAGUUAGCGAUGUUACUUGGCUUUGAAGAUGAACCUAUCACAGAAAAAUACAAAGCGCAAGUUAAUUUUACUAUCAACAAAAUAGGAGGAAUGCCUGAUUAUCCUCUAAAUAUUAAUUUAGAACCUCCAAUUUGUACUCUAUGUCAGCUUCCAAGACCAUUAGUGGUUCAAAUAUAUGCACCAUUGGAAAAUUCAACUUUGCAUCGUACUUUGUAUUUAUUUGCUUGUAUAAAUCCAAAUUGUUGGACCCUCAAUGAAAGUUGGUUAUGUGUAAGAGUCCAAUCUCAAGAAAAUAUCUUGAAUACUUUGGAAGAUACAACUGCAACUGUUCCAAAAUCUUCAGCGACUGAUUGGUGUGCAGAUGCAGACGAUUGGGAUGAUGAUAAUAACGCAAAUUUCAAUGAAGAAAAUGGUAAUGUCAUCAGUAAUAUUGAAAAAGUUUCAGAUGAAGAUGAAGAAAGUUGUUCAUUAGAAGAUUCGCUUAGAUCUGGAUUCGGAAAUUUGUCUGUGGAUGAUAGAAAUGCCAAUAAAGGUGCACAGGGGGGUGCAGUCGGCCGACUCCAUUCUCCUCUAGCAACGGCCGAAAUCGAAGGCAACGAAGGCGAAGUAAUAAGUAUCGACACACCCACCUUUCCGCAACACGACAUCGCAUCGUUACUCCAAGAAGCCGCUCCCCUUCCUCAAGAUAUUUGCCAAUCAGGACCACGCAGAGCUUCCUUGAUUCAAUUUUCUCCUUAUUUCAUGUCGGUGUGGGAAGAGUCCAGCGAAAAACAAUCAGCAAACGUUACCGAUAGACACGUUAAAGAACUUUUACAGGAAUACCAACAGAAAAAUGACGACAAUUCGCAUCUGGGAGGCGGUCCUGAAGGGGGAGGGGCAGAAGGCGGAGAGGGGUACGAGAAAAGUAAUCCCGCCCAUGGUGAUAAGAUGUUCCACCACUUUUUGUCCAAGGUACAGAGCAACCCUGGACAAAUAUUGAGGUAUGGUCGAGAAUCUUCCCCUCUGCUUCUCUACCCACUUCAAGAAGCUCCGAGAAAAUGCCAGUAUUGCCAAGGAGAUCUAGUAUUCGAAUUCCAAAUAGUUCCAACAAUAAUUUCCAAAUUGAAGCUUGUCACUGAUCCAAAACAGGUAUCCAGACUGGAAUUUGGCACAGUUCUAAUCUAUACUUGCCGAAAAAGCUGCUGGUCUUCAGAUGCGACUGUACGAGUAGAAACUGUGAUUAUACAAAGUGAACUUUAUUAA